AGCAUUCAGUUUGUCUUUCGAAUUGAUACGUAACACUAUUCUUCAUUGUCAGAAAACUCCGUUGCAAUUUACAAUCAAGUGCUAUCGAGAAUGAAAACACUCUGUAGAACUCCUACAGACUAGACCUGGCUUAAUGGUCAUGUUUGACCGGGAAACGUUCUCGUUACCAUUGGUUCUUAUUCAAAUCAAGUUAGUCGUGACAGUGAAUUUAUUGACAUUUUUGUGCUAAAAUAUUUGACUUUAAGUGGCGAUGAGGCGGCGGUGGAGGUCACUCCAAGUUUUGGUCGCCAUUCUCGCGGCUUUCCCGCUAGUUUUUGGGUUAAGUCGCGUGCAUAGGACCCGGCGGGAUGCCCUGCCUGUGGUGCUCGUGUCUGCUGAGGGCGGACGCACCGCAUCUGUUGAGAACCACGAGGCUGGUCUUCAGUACCAGCUCAUGAAUGGCAAGGGCGGCUACGAGUUCGGCUACGACACCCGCGGUACAAAGGGCGGCGCCAAGCACUUCCGACACGAGCGGCGCGACGACGAUGGUUCUGUCAGCGGCCAUUACGGCUUCAUCGACGCCAACGGCGACCUGCACAUCAUCGGCUACGUCACGGACGGACAGGGCAACAGGAUUCAUACAGAAUCUCACAAAAUUGAAGACUACGGCGACAAUCUUGACAGCCUUCUGGAAAGUAAUGACGAUUCGGAAGAAGAUUCUACAUCAGUAACAGCUAAAAUUCAGAAAAUUAUUAAUGAACGAUCAAGUAACCAUGUCAUAAGCCAGAGAAGAAAUGGCAAGCCUGCAAAAAUAUCGUUAGCAAGCCUCAUAUCUUCAAGUAGGGGAAUUAAAAAUCCCAAACCUGGAUCUGGUGAAUCCAAAAAGGGUAUCCGAAAAAAGGCUUCAACUCCAGUAGGUGAUGGCCCUGAACCUUACUUCGAGGACUACGCGGAUAUUCCCGAAGAAAAACCAAAAGCCGUUGCGCAAGAUCGCGUGAAAGGCAAACAACGAAGCCAGGACUCAUUCUUCAAGCAGACAGGUUCUUCAAAAAAAGGAGCAAUUCUUGUGACACCUCCGGGCCCUGUUUUUGGAACAUCCAGGUCACCAAUCUUCAUAGAAUCUCCUUCGCAAAUAUUGUCUUCGUCGUCAAAUGACGAUGAGCAUAGAACGCCUCCCACGUCUCCAGUUCCAUCACUUUUCCCUGACAUCCCCAACAUCGAUUUAUCGCCUCGGUCGACAACAAAAGCCCCUACCACGCCUGCAUUUUCCCUCGAAUCAGCUUUCCCUGGUAUUUUCGGAGUUGAAGUUGAUAGUACACAGAAUGAAAUAUCAGUUGAUGAUGGCGAAAAUCCAAAUGAAGACUGGAGAGGGAGAAGUGAACCAAUUAUCUUAUUCACCACACCGAAAUCAAAUGAAUUUGAUGCCCAGACAUCAAAAAAACAGUCUUUAUUUCCUAAUAUUCCGGAAUUCGAACUUACAGACGGACAUUCUACUGGACGAAACAUUUUCCACGCUUCUGGGACACUCGGCACUGGGUCCAUUUCUUUCAACAAUGGAUUUUCAGGAACUGGAUCAUCUAAUAUAAUUAAUAGCUUUAGAGGACAGGGAACAGCUGGCAACGGAGGAAGUUUGGGACAAAAUAACAUUCAAAACAACUUAAAUAAUGGAAACAACGCCAUUAACCUACGAAACAAGAACCACAAUAUUUUUCACGCUUCUGUAAAUGGAAGCCUUGGAAACAAAAACAUUAAUCAACAAAAUACCCAAAAGGGUUCAAACUCUAACAACGUCCCAGAAGAUUCAUCAUCAUCAGUUGACAACUCCGUACACGGCCAGAACACUUUUAGGAGUCAGCUUCACGAAGAUAUAUUCAACAAAAAUAAUGGAGGUAUAAAUAAUUUCAACGGUGACCGUCAAUUCAUAGCCGACUCGAACGGAAAUUCUUUCAGUGUCCAGGGCCAAGGGGCGUUAAAUUCUAAUUUGAAUGUAUUCAACGGGAACGGCGGUAGCAACAAUAAUGCUUUAGGGAUCAGUGGCAACAAAAAUUUUGGCACCGGUAACGGUCACAAUGUAAACAAUUUCGGGAACGGGCAACUGUUAGCCGGCGGAGUGACUAUUAUCGAAACCAAUAGCAACGGACAAAUUCUCAGUCACAGUCACACUCCUGCCCCAGGAAUUCCCUUCACCACAAUCACCGCCAGCGGGAACAACAAUUUCGGUGCUAAUGGCAACUUUGGUGGCACAAAUAACUUAAACGGCGUUAGUAAUCACGGAAAUUCAGUCAACAACGGAAUUUUAGGCAACAGCAAUUCUGGUAACAGUCAGGUCGUAUGGGGCAACAGCAACGAUAAUCAAAACUCUUUCGGAAGCCCUUUUGGCAAUAAUCCCAAUUUAGGAAAUUCGGGUAUAAUCAAUUCGGACAACUCUCAUGCCAUAAUCAAUGGUUUUGGAAACGUCAAUGCAGGAGUUACAAACCCGAAUUUCGGGAAUACGAACAAUAAUUUUAACCACAACAAUGGCCUCGGAGGUUCAGUGAUCACCAUAAGCACUGCCAGCCCUCAAAAUUUCGGCCAAAACAGCAUCUUCAUUAAACAUGACGGUGACAUCAGCCAUGGGAUCUCUAACGGAGGAAACAAUCUCAUCGGAAACCAAGGACAGUUGCUAAGGAACGAUCUGAACAGCAACUCAGUAGGCCAGGUUGUUUCAAAUUUCAACGGGCAAAAUGUCCCGUCCAUCACGUUGGGCAAUCAACCAGUAAUCAUCAAGAGACCGUCUAUCAUCCUGAGCCAAGACCCUAUCUUCCCCCCAAAUCUUAACAAUCACCACAUCAUCCACACAAACACUCUAGGCAGCAACGUCCAGUCGCAUAUCCUGGGCACAGUUUCCAAUGGCAAUGUCAUUACUCAUAAUGGAAAUCUGAAUAAUUUGAAUAAUAAUGAAAAUAUUCACUCAUUCGGUGGCCUUCUGACAGAACUGAAUAAGAACAAUAAUGGAGGAGGCCAGGUUAGGGCCGAUGGUGCCACUAUUUUUCGGCAAAAUAACGGAAAUGGCGAUACUUCAAACUUUAUAAAUCCUAAUCAAUUCACCAACAAUAAUGGAAAUGAUAACAGCUUCAACAACAAUAACUUUAACAAUGGAAAUAAUAACUUGAACAGCAACAAUAACUUCAACAUUGGCAACAAUAACCUGAACAACGGAAACAAUAACUUCAACAACAACGAUAAUAAUAAUUUCAACAACAAUGGUGGAACUUUUGUCACCAACUCCCCGCCUUUCUUUACUACGAACCAAGGUGGAGGAGGAUCCUCAUUUGGACCAGAUUACAAUCCUGGUAGCAACCAAGGAGUAUUUGGAGGCACUACUCCAUCAUUUGCUGGAGGCCAAGGUAACCAACCAUCAACUAAUAAUCCUUUUACAUUCAAUACUACUCCAUUUCCUACUCAAUUUACUCCGACUUCGACUCCAGGAUAUAACAACGAUGGGCAGGAGGGUUCAACAUUACCAACCUCGGAUCAAUUUGGUGGAAAUGUUCAAGGAACCACACCUUUUACUGGUUACGGAGGAAGUUCAGUAGAUCCACCAGCAAAUACGUACGGAACUCCUGAUAACUCACCGUCACCAAAUUAUGGUCCUCCGAACUCGACCCCAGCUGGGGAAUACGGCCCUCCGGUAACAACCCCAUCGGGUGGAUAUGAUGCCCCAAGUUCACCUUCUAGCAAAUACGGAGCACCUAAUCUUCCCAGUGACACGUAUGGACCACCAGUGACACCUUCCGGAGAAUAUGGCGCUCCUUCGACGCCUUCUGGAGAGUACGGGGCACCUUCUCCGCCUUCAGGAGAAUAUGGGGCUCCUUCAACUCCUUCUACAGAUUAUGGGACUCCCACUGGAACCACGGUUUCCAGUUAUGAGACGCCUGGAUCCACUGGUUCGGCUUCUGGUUUCAGAAGCUCUACUUUUGCUCCAAAUUCUUCAAAAGGUACUCCAGUUCCUUUAACACCCAAGCCUGUAUCGUUUAAAGCCCCCACUAGGAGAAACAGAAUUAGACCAGUAACUGUUCCUUCAUUUGAGCCAGGCCCAACUGUUACAGCAAUCGCGUUCGGUAACAAUCAAGCUCAAGAUUUGAUACGCGGGCGCGAUAGCCUGCACCCUGAUCUGGGAGACGAUGUGAGCAUCACGGCACUAGGCCCACAUCGUUCCCCAGUCUUCAUAAACUCAACUGUUUAUGUAUCAACUACCCCACUUCCGGAAAUUCUUAGUGCCAUUGGCUUGAUCCCACGUCUUCGAACACCUUCAUCUCUUCCUCCAUUCACACGACAAAGAUCUGAAUUUACGACAGCUAGUUCAUUGUUUCCAACUUCUCCUUUCCCAACGACUCCAUCACCCAUUCGAACGACUGCUCGCCCGUUCAGCCAAACUCGCGGGACUCCAUCGAGACGCUUGAGGGAUGGAAUUGGUUCUCCACCAUUGGAACGAGAUCCUUCAAGCCACCCCAACUCUCGAAAAAGGCGACCUGGCAAUAGAUCUCGUCCUACGACUCUAGAUCCAUUACAUUCACCAACCCCAACUCCACCACGACCGAUCACGCCUCCAUUCUUUGGGUCUUCUACUCCAUUUGGUCCUCACUCUCCCAUCUUCCCAACUACACCGUUCACUCGAGCUGGGGGGCCGGGUGAUUUUCCUCCGCCACAUCCUGGAGGAUUUGGUCCACCCCCAUCACCAAGUUUCCCUCCUCCGUUCAUCCAUCACCUGCAUUCCCCUCAUCGUGGUCGGCCUAACCCAAUUGAUUCCGGAGGGGCUGUAUCAUCGUUCUCAACAACAGCUAUACCAUCUCACAAUAAUGGUCCUCCUGUUACUUCAUCAUACUCUUCACUCGACAGUGAUAGGAGCAGGUCAAAUCUCGCGGUAAAUUCUAGAGGUCGAACUAAUCUUUUCGAUAGCGACUUUGGAAGUCCAUCUUCCGGUGGCGUGCAAGUUACAACCAAAUCGGAUUCGUCUCAAAUAUCACAUUCUCUACAUGAUUCUGUGAACACUGACAAUUUUUUGGUAGAUGAAACUGAUUUAUCGAAAACCCUUUCCACUCCAAGCCCUUCCAAUACCAAACCUAAGAGAAGACGUAAGAAGAAGAAGAAAAAUAGCGGCGAAGGUGACCAAGCUCUCCCGAGAUCGCACUUCCCUUCCGUUAACUUGAUUGAAACGCACCCCAAUAUAGAUGGCUUUCAUGGAUUCAGACCCAGGCAUCCACCCCUACCGCCACCACCACCUCCACCUCCUAUAGUUCACCCAUUGACACCUCAAGAAUCCUUCUUUGGGUCACCUCACGAAUUUCAUCCCCAUUUUGCCGGGCCAAACCUAAGAGGUUUUCCCAGAAAACCUCCUAAAGAGAUCAGUUUCGGGUCACAUGGCGUAGCCAUCGACCACUUUCCUGGCAAUCCAGUUGACUCCAUCGACUUCCAAGCGAGCCUCGUGCACCCUCAGGUCCCGCAUUCCGCCACCUUCUUGGGAGUCUCGGAUUUCAUCGAUAGGGCCGCCUACGAGGACGCUAACCGCGCGCCUAAGACAAGAAAACGCAAGAAGGGUCGCAAUAAACGACGCAAGCCUCGCCGUUUCAUAGAAGAAGAAUACUUACUCUAAAAUUUGCUAGUUCUACAAAAUAUCCUGGAGGCUGGCAGAGAUUCAUUUACUAGUGUCAUGUCAACAUUUUACUAACUAAACUUGACGUUUCUAUCGACGAAAAGAGGAAAGACUAAUAAAGGUUACAAGUAACAAAAUGUAUCUAACUUAAAAUUGAACUGAAUUUCAGACCGUUGUAUAAUUUGUAACGAGUAACCUGAAUUAAAAUAACAAAAUGCAGAAGUCACAAUAAAUCUUACGGUUUUAAUAAUUAUGGAAAUUGAAUUCUUGCCAAACUCCCCCAUAAACACCGAUUUUUUAGGUAUUGAAGCUUAUUUUAGCCGAAAGAACAAACAGUGAUUCAAUACUGAGAAUAUAUUUAACAUAUAUUUAUAUAAAAAUAUAUAUAA
This is a messenger RNA of Hyalella azteca, 6000 nucleotides long. Its product is annotated as nuclear pore complex protein DDB_G0274915-like. The record is from RefSeq and is a predicted model, not a curated record. NCBI's taxonomy places the organism in Eukaryota, Metazoa, Arthropoda, Malacostraca, Amphipoda, Hyalellidae. The transcript has 3 exons. The coding region runs from base 251 to 5611 and encodes 1786 amino acids.